Molecule: messenger RNA, 276 nt
Organism: Encephalitozoon romaleae SJ-2008
Lineage: Eukaryota; Fungi; Microsporidia; Unikaryonidae
Product: putative synaptobrevin-like protein
Exons: 1
Coding region: 1-276 (91 amino acids)
Source: RefSeq, a predicted model, not a curated record
AUGGGAGACGAAGUCACACAAAAGAUAGAGAAGGAGGUGGAAGACCUCCAGGGCGCCCUUAAGGAGCAGUUAAAGGCACAAAGGGAUCUUGGGGAUCUGGAAACGAAUCUGAAAUCGGAAACGUUCACAUUGGAAAAAACAACUGAAGAGCACAAGGCAGCUACUGAAGAGGCCAAGAACAAGUUGUUCUGGAAGAACUUCAAAUACUUCCUUAUUGCAGGAAUAUUAAUAAUAUUGGUUCUAUUUGGGAUCUUUGGAAACAUCUUCAAAGGGUGA